GACAACGAAGAAGAACAGAAAACUACUUCCGCUGGUUUUGACGCGUGUGAUUGGUCUCAGCCUGUCCCGACUGCGCUGAUUGGUUAAUAUGGCUUAUUGUUAAACUGAUCUGCCCCGGAUGUUAAACUGAACCAGCUCUGCUAAAACGAAAGCCACUUGAUGAUCUUUGUGGUCCACCUCAGCUGAAACAAUGUCUGACAGUGAUGGCCAAGCACACGAGCCUGCUGGACUGGAAGAUCUGCCACAAAUGCACAGCAUUUCCAAGGGAGAAGUGGUCUCUGUGCAGACCUACGGAGCCUUUAUCAGACUACCAGGAUACAAGAAGGAAGGCCUGGUACAUGUGAGUGAGAUGUCAGCGACACGGAUUGAGAGUGCCUCAGAGGUUGUCGAUAUGGGGGAAAAGGUUUGGAUUAAAGUCAUCGGGAGAGAGAUUCAGGGUGACAAGGUGAAGUUGUCCUUCUCAAUGAAAGCUGUCAAUCAGGGAACAGGACAGGACAUGGACCCAAACAAUGUUAUGGCAGAGCAGGAUUCAAGGCGACGCAGGAAAUUUAGAGAUCACACAGGCAAUAGGAUCACUCUAGAGGCUGUACUCAACACAACAUGCUCAAAGUGCGGCUGCAAGGGUCAUUUCACAAAGGACUGUUUCUCCGCUCCCGGCUUGCAGUACGCUCUGUUGCCUGAAGAUGACGGUGAAGGGCCAAAGCAGCAACAGCAGCAGCAACAGCAGCAACAGCAGCAGACCACCACUGUUGCACCACAAGAAGACUCAGACAAAAAGAAGAAGAAAAAGAAGGAGAAGAAAAUGAAGAAGAAGAGGAAGAGGGAGAGGAAGGAGUCGGGGAGCGACAGCAGCAACAGCAGUGACGAAUGCAAAUCCAAGCGGAGGCGCCACGAGCACACGCACGACAAAGAGGACAAAAAGAAGAAGAAACACAAGAAACACAGAUCACACAAACACAUCUGAGACAGCCGCACAAUGCAAACACUUCAGUCACACACAUUGCAGCUAUCAGAGAGAAGGAAUAGUGGGUAGCAACAGAUGGAGUGACAGACUGCCAGCUGUAUAUCUUUAAAUAAUCCCUCCAUUUUAGCUCAUUAUAGAAAUCUUCAUCCAUUUAUGUUAAACCCAUGUUAUCGAAAGCACGUGCAGACUUUCUAUCAAGUUUAAAGAACAAAAAUAUGUCAAGAGCUAAAGUGUUGCAAAAUCAGGUGACAAGCCCCACUUGCCCUAAAGUAACCUCUGGCUCCCCUCAGAGGGAGGAGUUUACUCAUCCUACUCUAUGAAACCAGAUAAGUGUAACCAAUAUGGCAGCAAGUGGCUAUCCCACUUGGAAUCCAGAUAUUGUUUCACAUCUAUCUGGUUUCAUUUAGCAGAAUUAGGAGGAUCUAACAUAAAAAGUCUGUGUGAAGGCUACACACACACACACACACACACACACACACACACACACAGGAAGUAGUAGAGACAAACAGAAAGUGUAAUACCGCACAAGUGAGCGUGCCAACUUCAAGCUAUGAUGAUGCCCUGAGGUUUUCUGCUGCUUACUGUCUAUCUACAUGUGUGUGUUUGUGUAGCUGGCCUCCAGGGGACUGCUUGAAACACACACACAACUGUCUUCCUGCAUGUCAACUGUUAACUCCAUUAAAGGUGUUUUUAUUUGUGAAGAUAAAAAAA
Cottoperca gobio is the source of this 1675-nucleotide messenger RNA. It is a transcript of the gene zcchc17, whose product is annotated as zinc finger, CCHC domain containing 17. The transcript has 7 exons. The record is from RefSeq and is a predicted model, not a curated record. Lineage: Eukaryota; Metazoa; Chordata; Actinopteri; Perciformes; Bovichtidae. Gene Ontology annotation, molecular function: zinc ion binding; RNA binding. The coding region runs from base 191 to 964 and encodes 257 amino acids. Gene Ontology annotation, biological process: RNA stabilization.